GAUGUUCUCGGAGGAGUGAAUCUUGAAUGAACCCAUCCGAUCGGUCUCGAAGCGUUGACCCCAAAGACUUGCAUUGAUUCAGAUCGCCGAUAGCACCUGCUCUCUGGGCUUCAAGAACAGAAGCGGCGAGUGAAAGUGUUCUUACGGCAUCUGGAGUGUCUGUGGACCGCCAGAGUGGUCAGUGGAACACCAGCACCCAUUCAGAAGUACCACGAGCUCACGGUAAGGCACCCGCACGUGCAAGUUUGAAUUUUUCGUAUUUGGACAACAAGUUUUACGUGUCCUAUAAAUGCACUAUGAGAGGUAUCCGGUUUUGUCUUGUCGCGGUUUUUGUCGUUAGUGUAUGCGCGCCCUGUGUUUUUGGGGUUUCGUCGAGACUGCCCCGAACCAGUGCCGGGUUUAACAGGACCAAUUUCAAGAGGAAUAUCCAGACUUCGGCUAGGGCUAGUACUACUAGUUCCAUUCCGCCUGUUUUGAAAGAUAAUGGGGGUGAAGAUGAUGGUAAAGUUAGAGAACGCUACCUCUUCGAAUUCUUCGAAGCCCUGAUCUCAACUUUGGACACCAAACUCCAACGUAUAGAAAACCUAGACAAAGCCGUCGAGCAUUUGAUGCGCAAAGUGGAAUCCUUGAGCACCAGAGUAUCUGGCAACAUCGAAAAAACCGAGAUUGUCCUAUCCAAACUGGAAAACCUGGAUUCCAGGUUGUUUAGGGCCCAACCAAGCUCAUACUUCUCCAACACUGAAAGGCCGGAACCCAACAUCGACAAGAAAUUGCAGAAUUUGGAAACUAAAGUUGACGGUAUCGAUGGCAAAUUGAACGACCUCAAGAACCACUUCGAUGGCAAUGGGAACUCCUUCUUGCCCAACGAUGAGUUCAACGCAGAAGCCAGCGAGAAGAAACCCGUUCACAUGAACGUUGUGGAAAUAACCAAAGCUCUGAACACUGAGGUAAUCAACCACGUGUCCAAAGAACUUGGACAACUCCGAGAAUCCACCAGCAAUAUAGAUCGCAAGCUGCAGUUCCACAUAAACCUGGUGUCCGACAAUCUGGGCAAGAUGCUCCAUCGCAUCACCGACAUCCACCACGCCAUCAUUGACUCAUAUUCCUCCAACCACACCACCACCACGACAACCACCCAAAGCCCUAUAGAGGAGAGGAUAGCCAAGAACAACAAGAUAGACGCUCUGACAGAGCAGAUCAAGCCGAUAGUGACGGUUUCUGAGAAGAUCCAGGAGGUUUGGAACGUGGUGGUGGGCACCAAGAGUUCCGUGGACAACCUGCUGCCCAAAUCUGACGAGUUGCUUUCGCAGACUCACAGACAGGAGCGCGCCAUCGGGGAGAUACAUAGUGAUUUGAAGUCUAAGACGAAUAAGAUCAUCGCCAACUUGGAUAAGGUGGAGAGAAGGUUGAAGAAGCAGGAGAACGAUGUUGCUAAUCUAGCUCAAGGUCCUGUGCGUGCUGAGCUGUUGUUGGACCCUACGAUUGAUAGGUUGAUCGAGUUUGAUCCUAAGAGAUACGUGGAGGAAUACCCUGAGACUAGCACAGAAUCCUACACCACAUUCUAUCCAACCCUAGCGUUCAAUCCACAAAACAACAUCGUAACGCUCAACCAAAGCGCAGCAGCUCCUUCUCUAACCUCUCAACCACUUCAGACCACAACGACUCCCACUGAUAAAAAGAUCGAAAAGAGGAAGGAUGGAGUGAUAUUCCCCAGCAUCAAAAACAAACCAGGACCAGCCAACACAACCUUUGCCACUGAGUUACUCGAUUUGUCGAAAGACGUGAAGGGAUAUUCUUGCGUCGAUCUAUUGAAUGCUGAGAUGAGAAAAUCUGGUGUUUAUUAUUUGCAAAUCAGGGGCACAACUUACUGGUUCUUGAAGGUUUAUUGUGAACAACAGAUAGCUGAUGGUGGAUGGACGGUCAUACAAAGGAGGGAUGAUUUUGGCGAUCCUAGGGAGAAUUUCAAUCGAGAUUGGAACGAUUACAAAAAUGGUUUCGGUGAUCCAGCCAAAGAAUUUUGGUUGGGAAAUGAGAAUAUCUACAUGCUCACGAACAACGAAGAGUACAUCUUGAGAGUGGAAUUGGAGGAUUUCGAAGGAAACAGAAGGUAUGCCCAAUAUUCCCACUUCAAGAUAUAUUCGGAAGCAGAGUAUUAUAAAUUGGAAAUCGAUGGAUAUGAAGGUACUGCAGGUGAUUCUUUGAACGAUCCAUGGUAUGGAAGCAACAACAGUCCAUUUUCAACAUAUAACAGAGAUAAUGACAGAUCAAGUUUGAACUGCGCUUCCAUGUUGAAAGGUGGUUGGUGGUGGAAGUCAUGUGGUCGAGGAUUGAAUGGAUUAUAUUUGAACGAUCCUCAAGAUCUAACAGCAAGACAAGGUAUUGUAUGGUUCAGAUGGAGGGGAUGGGACUAUACCUUGAAGAAAGCGAUGAUGAUGAUAAAGCCCAAAGGUUUUAUAUCGUCAUCAAACUGACCACCCAUCAUUAGUCUAAAUUCUAAAGAAUUUGUUGUAUAUAAAUAAUUACAUAAUGUAUAUUUUCACGGAAAAACACUUUUUUAAAAUUUGUUUUUUCGUGUGGAAUUCGUCAAUGCUGAAGAAUAGAAUUUGAUAAGGACUUUCGAUCAUGAUACUCGAUGAUAUUCUAAGCAAUAUGAUGAUUAUCUAAGUAGGAAGAUUUAGAGACUGAUGCGCGAGAAUCGAAGAAAUAAACCUAAUUUUGUCCACAUCUACAUAAAAUAUUCACUUGCCCCACUAACGUUUUGCAUAAGUGUUGACACUUUACCACAUAAAAACAGUAUUGACUUUGUGUAACUAGAUUAAGAUGUACUUAGCAAAUAAUUUAGGUACUGUCGACAACGUAAAUAUUCAAGAAAAAAAAAUUAAGGUGAUCGCGAGCGCCUUUUAAAAAUAUCCUGAAGACAUAUAAAGAAACUAAACCAAUGUAUACCUAGCGAUAAGUAGAUACCGCUUAUUUAUUUUAUUUUUUCUGUAGUAAAGGGAGAAUUAUGAAAAGAGUCUUUUGUUAAAAUUUUUGUAAAAUACAUAUUUUAUAAAAUGAA
Harmonia axyridis is the source of this 3058-nucleotide messenger RNA. RefSeq names its product angiopoietin-1. The record is from RefSeq and is a predicted model, not a curated record. The coding region runs from base 297 to 2471 and encodes 724 amino acids. The transcript has 9 exons. NCBI's taxonomy places the organism in Eukaryota, Metazoa, Arthropoda, Insecta, Coleoptera, Coccinellidae.